Molecule: messenger RNA, 3182 nt
Organism: Danio aesculapii
Lineage: Eukaryota; Metazoa; Chordata; Actinopteri; Cypriniformes; Danionidae
Gene: spartb
Product: spartin b
Exons: 8
Coding region: 112-1944 (610 amino acids)
Biological process (GO): negative regulation of BMP signaling pathway; cell division
Cellular component (GO): plasma membrane
Source: RefSeq, a predicted model, not a curated record
CAGUAGAUACGCAGGAGUCGGGCAGCUGCUCGGCUGUCAGAGAGCUGAAGCUGUUCAAUCAACAAACCCGGAAUUACUUCAUAUUUCACUUAAUUUAUCACAUCUCCUGUCAUGGAGCAAGCAAAGCAAGAUCGAUUUGAUCACGCCAGGCUGCAGGUGAUCAAAGAUGGCUACGAGAAGGCAUUUGAAUGCAUCAAUAAAGGACUGAACGAGGAUGAAGCAGGCCACAAAGAAGAAGCUCUCAAACUGUAUCAACAGGGGCGGCAGCACCUCCUCAGGGCUCUCAGUGUGCCCUCACAGGGCGUAGAGUGUGUGGGUCCUUCCUGGGAAUCGGCUAGACAAAUGCAACACAAGAUGCAGGAGACCCUCAGCAACAUCACCACCCGUCUAGCCAUGUUAGAAAUCACUCCGGCUCCAAACGAAGUCUCAAAUGGCACAGCAGCCGCUCAGAAACUCUACCCUGAAGUCCCGAAGGUGAUGCCACAGAGGCCGACUCCACCACAAACCAUCAACGACAGAGUUGCAGGAGCGUCAGGUGGGCAGACGUCUCCUACAGUACAACCCAAUAUAUUAUGCGAGCAGCCGCCUGCAUACACCCCUCAAGCUGCUGAUGGACAUCUGACCAUCUCCUAUGGCACAGAUUCAGGCGAACUCUCUGUGGUUGGCGAUGAGUUUUACAGUCAUACAACUAAUUCUACACCUGCUGGGAGUAGUCUGGGGGAGGAUGGAGAGGAACUGUUUUUUCUUCCUCAAGGGGUGCAGAUUUUUUUUGUCACCCCUGAGGGGCACGUGAGUGCUCCUUCUUACCCAGGGUACCUGCGCAUUGUGAAGUUCACCAGUGAGCAUUCAGAAAGGAUUCCCAACAGACCGCCUGCCUUUCUCCAGGUUUGUGACUGGCUGUACCCCCUGAUGUCCUCUGACUCUCCAGUCCUGCUCUGCAACACUGGGGUCUACAUGUUCCCCGACAUGAUGUCUCCCACUCCGGGCUCAUAUGUCGGGGUGGUCCUUUCAUCUGAGCUUCCCCAGAAGGAGCGUGAGCUCUUCCAGAAUGUUCUGUCUCAGCUGACUGACCUGCGUGUCCAGGUGAGCUGUCCCUGUGUCCUCUCCCAUCCCACCUCAGAAACACAGGGCUCAGCUGAGGCUUCGGAGCAGGCAUCAGAUGGUGCAACCGACACCAUUAACCUGGGUCAGAAGGUGCCGUUGGGGCCUCCAGCAGCUGAAGCAGCGCCACCUACUCCUGAGGAGGAAAAGGUGCUUCCUGAAUGGAGUGAGAAGGUGGCACAGGGCAUCCUGACUGGAGCUUCAUGGCUGAGCUGGGGGCUCGUGAAAGGAGCAGAGUACACAGGGAAAGCCAUACAUAAAGGAGCAUCGAAACUCCGAGAGCACAUCACUCCAGAAGACAAACCAGCUCAAGUCAGUCCCACUGUAUCCAAAAGCCUCCAUGUAGCCAAACAAGCCACAGGAGGAGCUGUGAAGGUCAGCCAGUUCCUUGUGGAUGGACUGUGCACUGUUGCUGGACAUGUUGGACGUGAGUUGGCUCCACAUGUGAAGAAACAUGGAGGGAAGCUCAUCCCAGAGUCUAUGAAGAAAGACAAGGAUGGACGAUCCAAUAUUGACGGUGCCAUGGUGGUGGCAGCAAGUGGAGUUCAAGGAUUUGCAACGAUGUGGACGGGGUUAGAGGUUGCAGCAAAGAACAUCGCAAAGAGUGUUGCUACUGAAACAGUUACCACAGUAAAACACAAGUAUGGGCCGGAUGCGGGUCAGGCCACAGACCAUGCCGUCAACUCUGCUAUCAAUGUGGGUGUCACGGCCUUCAAUAUCGACAACCUGGGGAUCAAAGCAAUGGUCAAGAAGACUGGCAAAGAAACUGCCCAUGCCCUUCUGUCAGACUACAAAGUCCAGCAGCCGGGCAGUGAAGUUGAGAAACACAAAGACCAAAAAUAGACAUGUUUCUGGUGUCCAUUUUUAAGAGCAAAAACCAAAAGUCAUGAUUUCAAAGAAUGAAUGAAGACAUGGAUGGAUUCUCGUUGUUUUUUUUUUUUUGUUUUUUCUUUUAAGUGAAUGCUUUUGGUUAUGUAACUGACUAUUAAUUCCAAAGUCUUUAUCAUGGUAAAUAGACUGGGUAAAUGGUAAACAGACAGCCCUGCCUGCCGGAAAGUGUUUCUAAUCUUUCCUUACACUUCACCAGCAAUAGUAACUCAACAUAUCACCAGUUAUUUUAAUUAUAUGUUGUUAUUUUUUAGGUUAUAUUAAAGCAUCAGUAGUUUUGCUUGGUUUAUAUCUUAUAAAUGGACGCUUUAAACAAAUUUCAAGCCAAAAAUGGACUUUACUGUUUUCCCAUAGAGCCUUAACAGAUGUUAUAUUCUUGUAUUUAAACAAAUAAAAAUAUAUCUGAGCUUUAAUUUGCUGUAUAUAUGUAUAGUAGUCAACAUUUGAAGUGGUUAAAGUUUCUUUUUAAUUAUUCAAGACAAGAAUGAGUGUUGAAUAGUUUUAGGACAGCUUUUAUAAAUGGUUUGACCCACUUCAAAUGUUGACCACGGUAUAUAUAUAAAUUGUAUGUGCUUCAUGGUAGAUAUUUUAUAUCUGCAGACCUGAUCGCUCUCUGUACUUUAAGGAUUUUUUGUGUGUGUUUUUAAAUAUUAAAAAGCACUUUAACCCUAGCUAACUGAUAUGGAUGGGCACUAGGUAUUGUGUGGAAAUUAGUGCUGUAAAAAUAGAAUUUCACUUGGAGUUGGAAAAAGAUGUGGUCAAAUAUUGGAAAUCUGUUUAAGACACCAGAAAGAUCUGACUUUGUGGGAACUGUUAAAAAACCUAUUGUUAAAUGUUUAAAUUAAACAUUUUAAAGGAGUGGGUUUUAUAUUUAAUGAUUAACUUUAUUAAGUUAUAAAAUGCUAUAUGUAUGACUUUCUCCAGCUGUAAAUAUUGACCACUCAUACAUGUCUAUGCAGUUUUUUUAAUGAAAACUGUUGAGAGUAAAACUUGAGAAAAAUAACUUAACUACUGACCACAUUUUCUAAAAAUUAUAGAGUAUUAUAACUGUCAUAAUAUUUCACUGUAUUAACAGACUUGUUAAUUCUAUAAUUGUCUCUUUAUGAAAUGUACUGUGUGUCAAUUAGUUUGCUCUGUGACAGAGCAUCUAAUAGUAUGGUUAUCUGACAUAAUAAAUUAUACAUUAAAAUGUU